Apis cerana (Asiatic honeybee) is the source of this 3708-nucleotide messenger RNA. RefSeq lists its product as uncharacterized. NCBI's taxonomy places the organism in Eukaryota, Metazoa, Arthropoda, Insecta, Hymenoptera, Apidae. The record is from RefSeq and is a predicted model, not a curated record. Gene Ontology annotation, molecular function: RNA polymerase II cis-regulatory region sequence-specific DNA binding; DNA-binding transcription factor activity, RNA polymerase II-specific. Gene Ontology annotation, cellular component: nucleus. Gene Ontology annotation, biological process: regulation of transcription by RNA polymerase II.
AUAAGCAUUUAAAAUUUAUAUAUAUGAUAUAAAGAUAUUUACAAAAGAUAACAAUUAAUUUUAUGAUGAUAAUUAAAUAAUGCAUUAUGCAAACAACAGUCUUAAUAGGCUAAGUUUGUAUUACGCGUUUCUUUUUCUGACAAGUCUUUGAUUGGUCAAGCUUUUACAAAGAAAAGAAUGCGCGCGCACGAGAAUGAAGCCGCGUGUAGAAAACAGUCGGUAAGACGAUGCCAACAAUACAAGAAGUGAGACAAAACGUAAUUAUUUUUCUUUGCAGUGAAAGAAAUUUAACUUUUUAAUCGAUUAUUUUCAUAGUCUUGAAUUUUGAAUAACUUUUUGUAAUAUUGUGAGCACGAACUAUACGUACUUAUACAUAUACACAUAUACAUAUAUACAUAGUACCGGGUAUUCAUUUUGGCGGUUCACUAGUUGCACGCGGCACACGGAAAGUGGUAAAGAGAGAGUAGGUGGUUGUAUUAAUACGAACUUCAAAGGUGGCGGGCGAGGUGUAUAGUGAAGUGAAAAACGUGAAAUGGAAUUGCACACGCCGAAGCGUGAAACGCGUCCCUUAGAAGCGUUGCCGUGUAGCCCUCCGAUGUGCGAUAGUAUGCUUUAUCCGUGGAAUUGGAGUGAAGAGGCGAGAAAUGUAAAUCUUAGUCCGGGUAGCUCAUGUUCUUCACCAGAAUAUAGAGAAAAUAGCGUGGUAGCCACGCGAUCCGGACCUCGAUCACGUUCUGGAGGUUCAGAAAGUCAUCGUCGUGGUCGACCGAGAGCUGAUGCUCUUUCGAAUCUUAUGAUGCAAGGAAGUACUUCACCAAGUAGUAUAAAAUGUACUUAUUGUAGCCGUGUAUUUCCACGAGAAAAAAGUCUUCAAGCACAUUUGCGUACCCAUACAGGGGAACGGCCAUAUCCAUGUGAUUAUCCUGGAUGUACAAAAGCUUUUACACAAUCAGGACAAUUAAAAACCCACCAGCGAUUACAUACUGGAGAAAAACCAUUUUUAUGUACAGAACCUGGCUGUGAAAUGCGAUUUACACAUGCUAAUAGACAUUGUCCAGAUCAUCCAUAUGCUACUCUUACACGAUCUGAUGAUUUUGUGUUAAAACCAGUAUCAGAAAAUACUGAGUUACCUCAUGAUGUUACCAGAUGGCUAGAACGUUAUAAAAUGUCUAGAGAAAGAGAAGAUAGAACACCUACAGGAAAGAAUGAACGUAAAAAAAAAACAUGGAAGAGUAGUUCAGAAAAUCACAAAAGAGUUAAAUCUAGAAAAGGUUUGAUGAUGGAUGCAACAGGGGAACAAGAAAAUUUAGAUUGUAAACAAUCUAAUCAAAGAUUGUAUUGUGGAGAAAGUCAGGAUAGUCAAGAAGAAAGUCAAGAUGAAGAUCCAACAGUAUUACAAACAUCUGAAGAUGAAGAAAUAGGAACAAAAUUAGCAAUUACUCCUUUAAGAAGACCAUUAGAUAGACUUCAGCCAAAGAAAAGGUGGUUACGUGAAGCUUGUUUAGAACAACAAUUAGCAAAACCUUUAAAUUGGGACACUAAAUCUAUUAAUGUACCUACAACUAUUUCAUUUAAAAUUAAUGAUAACCAAAUGCAUUGGAGUUCACCUGUUCAUAAUUCAUCUACUUUGUUAGAUAAUUCAUGUUUAAAUGCAUGUAAAGAAAUUGAACUUACAAAAUCAGAUGUAGAUGCCUCUUAUGCAUCUACCCAAAUAUGGGAUACAACUGUAGAAAAUGAAUCUCUAGAGCCACCAGUAAAAGAAGAACAAAAAUAUGUAUUUCAAACAUCAAAUAUAUUGCCUCAAAGUAAUUGGAAUUCUUCACAUCAUGUGAAUAAUUUUUCAGAUGAUAUAAAUCAAAUAAAAACUAAUAUUAAUCAUUCUACUUGUAAACUUGAGUCUUCUGAAAAUUCAAAUAAUAUAUAUUGGAAUAAUAAUUUAACAAAUGAAAUAUCUAAAUCUCCACUGAAUCAAUCCAAUAUAACAAUUCAAGAUUUUGGUCAAAAAAAUAUUUCCAAACAAAAUACAUUUAUAAAUUCUCAUAUUAGUGAAAAUGUAACAAGACCGACUGUUUUGAUGUUAGCUGGAAGUUUUAAUAAUAAUAACAACAAUAAUAACAAUAAUAAUAAUAACAAUAAUAAAGAUACUAUUUCAAAAUUAUCACCAAUAAAAUCUGAAACAGGAUUAAAAGUAGUUGUUGUUAAGCAGGAGGAUAAUAUUAUCAAGUUACCAAUUCCAGAGGAUAGUCAAAAAUGGUUAGGAGCUUUAGCUUUGAUGGAAUUAGCUAAAAAUCAAGAAGAGACAGGAAGAAAUGUGAAUUUUAAACAGAAUAAAGAUGAAUUCUACGUUAACUCUGAGCUGAAUUAUACCCAUUUAUAGACUGUGAUUACUGGCUAUUAUAGUUUCGUAUUAUUUUUGUAUGGCAGAAAAGAAUAAAAAUGCAUUUAUUGUCAUAAUGAAGUUCAUUUUUGAACAUGAUAAUGAAAAAUUCAAAUCUGCCUUUCUUGUUAACAUUAUCAAAUAGCAUUUUUUACAAUUUUCUUUGAUACUUUUCUAAUUACAUUAUAAUGUUACAGUUUAUUAUGUUGACCAUUUAUUAGUAUUUUACUACAAAACUACAUGUUAUGACUUUAUGCCAUUAUUAAUAUUAAGAGUAAAAAUCUGAAAAUAUUUUUUUCUUUUUUCGUUUCUGAUCUUUUUGUUUUUUCUUUUUAAAAAAAAUGAUUUAUGUAUAAAAAUACAUAUUUCUUUUCAUAAAUUUAAUUCUGCAAGAUAUUUUUAAUUUGAUAAAAUAAUAUUAUAAAGCUUCAAUUUCACGUAGAUAUUACUAUUGUAUUUGUAUACAAUUACCAAAGUAAUUUUCAUAAAAAAUUUUUCUCAACUUAUAUAAACAAUGAGUAUAUAACUUUAACAUUUAAAUAUAUGAAAAUAUUUUUUAUUUAUUUCAAAAUUUUUAUCAGAACAAAAAAAGAAAGCAAAAUAAGUUAUAUAAAAAAUUAAAAAUUAUUCUAUGUAUAUUUAAAUUAUACUUUACAAAUCUUAUUUGUGUUUGUUAUUAAUACAUAAUUUACCAUUUAAUGAAAUGUUCUGAAAAGAUUGUUUACAAUACAAGUUCUUAUAUACUUUUAAUUUUAAAUAUAUAUAAAAAUAGAUUAUUUGAUCAUUCAUCCAAUUUAACAGAAAUUUUAAAAAUUAUUUUCUUUUUAUUAAUUAUUUUUGCAUUCAAGUUAUAUGAAAAUAUCUGAUAUGAUAACUGUUAACUUUGCACUUAUUCAAUUAUUUUCAUUAAUAUUCAUAUCUUCAUAUUAUUGCAAGAGAAAAUUUUGAUAUAAUUGAUAUUUUAAUGCAAUUUUCUACAUUUGAUUUUUCAUUUAAUGAAGUUAUAAAAUAUUACAUUUUCCUUUUAGAUAAUGAUGCAAAAGUUUAUUUAUUAUCAUACUAUAUAAUAAUAAAAAAAUUGUGUGAUAUUUAGAAUAUUAGAAAGAUUUACAAAUAAAUUUUUUUUCCAAAAUAUGAAUGAAGUUUGUAAAGUAUUUAAUUGGAAUAAAUAUGAUUAUUAUUUAUAAAAUGUUACAAAGGAAAAGUAAUAGAUAUACAUAAAAUAAAAAAUUUUCAUUUGUAAUAUCAUUAAUUAUAAUUUUAACUCCUACUAUUUUUUACUAGAUGUGUACAUAUGUGAAAUAUUUUAAUAAAUAUUUUUUAAAAUUUUA